GGGUAUGGUCCAAUAAAAGGACAAGACAAGGGAGGUAAAGGAUGAAAGAAGUUCAAACAGAUAUCCAGAACCACAAACUCGGAUUCUGGGAGAGAUAAAAUUGCAAAAUAUCCAUGGCCCAGUGACUUUGAAAUCAAGCAAUCAAAAGAUCUCAAACCAAUCAAAUGAAAGCAGAGCAAGCACAGGCAGCACUUCCAAUUAAUCUAUUGUUUCAGCACAACCUAAUGAUCUAUAUGAUAUAUUGAUCAAACAUCAUUCUGAACAUUCAGUUCAAGAGCUAGCUAGAGCCUAGAUUAGCUGAUUAAAUUUCUUGGUUUGGUUUUGGGAGCAUAUAUAUAUAACUUCAUAAAUGGCUGCUGCUUCUCUUACUUCGAUCAGCCUACACUCAUCUGCAUCUUCAGCAUUGGGGUUGGCUUCAAAGCAGUGCCAACAUAAUAAUCACACUUGCUGCUGGCUUACGGAGAGAUCAGUAAGAUCCUCCUCCACAACCACAAGGCAACGGUUGUCAUCAAGGGGCCUCAAAAUCCGCAGUGCAGCAACAAAACAAGUCAAAUCGCCAGCUGAAGAGGAGUGGAAGACUAAGAGGGAAGUUCUGCUGCAGAACAAGGUAAGGAGUGUGGAUGUAAAAGAAGCUCUGCGACUUCAAAAAGAAAACAAAUUCGUGAUUCUCGAUGUCCGGCCUGAAGCAGAAUUUAAAGAGGCUCAUCCCCCGGGUGCUAUUAACGUGCAAAUAUACAGGCUUAUAAAGGAGUGGACAGCAUGGGACAUUGCCAGGCGUGCUGCAUUUGCAUUCUUUGGCAUCUUUGCUGGCACAGAAGAGAACCCUGAGUUCAUACAAAGUGUGGAAUCACAACUUGAUAAGAAGGCAAAGAUCAUAGUGGCUUGCGCCGCCGGGGGCACGAUGAGACCAACCCAAAAUCUCCCAGAAGGUCAACAGUCAAGAUCACUGAUAGCAGCCUACUUGCUUGUCCUCAACGGUUAUACCAAUGUGUUCCACUUAGAAGGAGGGCUUUACGCCUGGUUCAAAGAGGGCCUGCCAGCAGUUUCGGAAGAAGAAGAAGAAGAGUGAAGUGCUGGUUUGGAAGGAAGACCAUGCUUCAAAGGUGGCCUUUGUUUUGUCCAUAGAUGAGUGAGUGCGUGCUGAUGAUUUCUUUGCAUAACUAACAGCACUUGUGAAUUCUGAUGCAAAUCUCUUAAUUGAAAAGGUUUCCAUGUGGAAUUUUGAAUGUUCAUGUAAUGAAAAUAUCAGCAAUAACUUAGAGCAUCUCCAGCAGAGUUGCUAUACUCUAA
Molecule: messenger RNA, 1290 nt
Organism: Prunus persica (peach)
Lineage: Eukaryota; Viridiplantae; Streptophyta; Magnoliopsida; Rosales; Rosaceae
Product: rhodanese-like domain-containing protein 14, chloroplastic
Exons: 6
Coding region: 350-1069 (239 amino acids)
Cellular component (GO): chloroplast
Source: RefSeq, a predicted model, not a curated record